AUGACUGUGCACUCGACUGCGGAGGCGCAAGCGCACAGCACACCACAUGCCGAUAAGGACGAGAAUCGUAACAUUGCGACAACGGCCUCGGACUCGUCACCUUUAUCGGCCAUUUCGAAUCAUGAUUUCUCAGAUUUCCUUCCCUCUAUGGAGUUGAACUCUCCACCGGACUCGCCAAUUGUGAAAAAUGGCGCACCAGAGGAUGCCACGGACGAUGUCACGGACCCAACGAAAGAGGCAACAGACGGAAGAGAUGAUAUGGAGUUCACCGGAGAUUCCUUGUCAACGUCUGAGCCAUCAGCGCAAACACACUGUAAGAAACGGAAGCGCCCUGCAUCACCUCCAUGGCAAUUUCCAACUGCAAAGGUUGCAACCUUAAAAACGGCAGAUGGUCGUCGUAUAUCGGCUCGAGUCAACGCAGAAAACCCAGCGUCGAGCGAGACUGAUGAGCGUUCACUCGUCAGUGGAGCACAAACAUCGAAGCCGAGAACGUCAAGUCCUCCAUGGAAGAAGUUUGGCGCGGAAGGACCUACAACUUUGCAAAUAGACGGCAUGCGUAAGAGCGGCCGUGUAAAUCGGGAGCAUGGUGAGGAAGCGAAGCGCACAAGCCCUCGUGGUCAAAAGAGGCAGGAUAAAUCGGCCGCCGGGAAGAGUGUGGAGUCGAAGGAUAAGCGUGGGAGACCAUCGACGCCGAAACGACCAAAGCGGAGUUCAGUCAGCACUGCGCCUCUCCAAUCGCACCCUGGCCGCCCUUCGAGUUCAAAUGCCAAAAUUGCGUCACUCCAGGCUCAGAUUGCCGCACUUCAGCCCUCGAAAUCUUGUUCAACGUCUCACACAGACAAAUCUCGAAAGCUUCAGAAGCGUUGCGAUGUGGAGAAUACAGUGGAAGAGCUAUCUCAGCCGGAGCGUUCAACUGAAGCUCAUCGAAAGUCCAGGCGAACAGGCAGAUCUUCGCAGGCAAAUGAGGACGUAAAACCAACGCCAACGAUCAAGCUGCGGCUGAAUGCUGCGAGGAAUGCCAUUGAGCCUCCUCAUCCCCAAGCAACCCCACCGACGCCGAUCAGACCGCCUCAGCAAUCGCUUUACCAAGUGCUGGAGAAGUAUGAACUGAGGGAACUCCAACAACCGUUCAUCGAAAGUGAUAAAGGUCAGCCAGAUGCAGAUUACUUCCUCGGACGCGCAUUGGAGAAGGCAAUAGAAGAAGGGGCCAUGCGGCGAAGGCUGCUACAAGAAGCUCAAUCAGGCGGAGUGUUGAGCCUGGAGCGACUCAGCUUGUUCCGAGACGACCGACAAAGAGAUCUGCAGGCACAGUAUGGACACCAUGACCACCUGGUUGCACAUGCUUUGUACCUACGCCAGUUGCAGCUCCGCGAGAAAACACAUCACCGAAUCAUUGCGAAAAAGAUUGCCCAGGAAGCUCUUGAAUACUGGCGAGCGAUGCAUGGGCCAACAGAAGAGGACAUAAUUGAAGAGCAGAACAACGUUUUUAAGAUGAUUCAGAAACAAAUUGUCGCGGACAUGAAAGCAAAGUGGGAUAUGGUAGAAGCGCAUGUCAGAGAGGUGAAGCGAAUUAGAUGGGAAAUGCAAGAGAAACUCAAGAAACAGGAGUUGCUGCGAAAGAAGCUAGACACUGCUCAAUUGAUGCUUGCUAGGCAGCGAGGAGAGCUGGAUAGCGAUAUGGAGGGUGAGGAGGACAGCACUGGCGACAUAAUCAGCGAUCGUGACACUGAAGCGGAAAGUGAAGGUGACGAGGAAGCCAAUAUGAGUGAUUCCUCGAGCAUUUCGGAGAAAGAGGAUGACGAAGAGGAAGGGGAUAUGGAUGAACAAGCGCUCGCAGCGUAUUUGGCGCAACGACAAGCCGAGCCGCCGGAUAAGGUUGAGCAUGAUGAUGACGCGGACAAUUCAGGCGAAAGUGAUGGGUCCGACGAUGAUCGAUCAUCUUCCGGAAGGGACACCGACUCAAAUGCUGUCACUCAAGGCGAAACUCCAGCUGUUCAACACGAUGAAGAAGAUACCAAAGUGGAGACCAUCCCCAAAUCCGAUCCGGGCGGCGGUAGCGACGACGACGCAACGGUGAAGCCGGAGCGGCGCGCAAGAACUCGCGCUGUCGCCUCAAGAUCUGUCUCACCUACGCAAGACGAGGUCGAAGCCGAGAACAAUUUUUCAUCGGACGAGUCGACAAACAUGGACUCCGAGGAUUAUGAUUCUGAUGAAGACAUGAGCGGUUCGGACGAGGAGAAUGACGACGAUAGCCAAGAAGACGCCCAGAGUACUGAUGCUGUCGAUAAGAAACAGUCUUCUUUGAUGAAAAAUUCGUUGUUGGCUCUUUUCAGCGCGAAGGAAUUGCUUGUGGAGCGUGACGGCUCGCUUCCCACACCGAUGACCAGCGUGGAAAACGGCGGGGACGCACGUUCCAGUCCCGAAUCAGUCUCUGAGGAGCAGCUCAAGACCGGAAUUGUCCAGGCUCAGGAGGGUGCCGAAUUCGAGCACGAAGAUGUCGUCGAGGAAUCGAUCGAGCCCGGAGUUGCCAUGGAUACAGACUCCGCUGAGGAAGUCAUGGCCGAUGAGAAAGGAGAAUCCAAGGAAUUGGCUCCUGCUACAGCAACACCCACCGAAGGUGCUGGAAAGGCAAUGGUUCCCGCGGUGCCUUUGCCUAGUCUAUUACGUGGUACCCUUCGAUCAUACCAGCAUGCCGGUCUGAACUGGUUGGCAUCACUAUAUCGCAACGGCACGAACGGAAUUCUUGCAGAUGAAAUGGGUCUUGGAAAGACAAUUCAAACGAUUUCUGUUCUGGCCCAUGUUGCGGAAGAAUAUGCUGUUUGGGAGCCUCAUCUCGUCAUUGUGCCAACAUCGGUCAUUCUCAACUGGGCAACCGAGUUUCAAAAGUUUCUUCCUGGAUUCCGUGUUCUGGCUUAUUAUGGAACGCAGGAAGAACGUCAGCUAAAAAGACGUGGCUGGGCGAAUGAUCCGCAUCACGACAAUAAAGACAAACGGGGUUACAACGUGGUCGUCACCAGUUACAAUAUCGCCAUGCAAGACAUCUCUUCUCUGCGCAAUGUCCAGUGGCAUUAUCUGAUUCUCGACGAAGCCCACAACAUUCGAAAUUACAAUAGCCAGCGAUGGAAGGUUCUUAUUCGCCUUCGCUCAAGGGCACGUAUCUUGUUGACUGGCACUCCAUUACAGAACAACCUGGACGAAGUGUGGGCGUUGCUCACCUUUCUACGGACUGGCGACGAAGAUGACGACUCUGGUCACGGCGAGCUAGAAGAAUUUCUGAGCCAUUGGGAGCCAAUUGUCAAACAAAUCUUUCAAGACGGUGCUGACAAGCUUUCUGCCGAGGCUCAGACUUUGGUAAAGCAUCUCCAUGUUUCACUCCGACCUUUCCUGCUGAGGAGACAAAAGAAUGAAGUCGAAAAAGACCUGCCCAAGAAAACAGAAAGCGUCGUGGUUUGCAAGCUCAGUAAGCGACAACGCCAGUUGUACCAGGAUUACAUGGGUCUUGCAGAGAUUAAAGCUACAUUGGCCAAAGGUAGCGGUGUCCAGGCUGGUGCAGUCUUGCUGAGUCUCCGGCGCGUUUGUAACCAUCCGGAUCUAUUUGACCCUCGACCUAUUCAGACCAGUUUUGCCAUGGAUGGAAGUCCAAUCGACCGAUAUGGCGCCCGAGAACGAUUGAUUCGAGAGCUACUUGGCGCGCGCGAGAAGACACCUUCAAUGCUGAUGGUAUCUGUACACGAGGGUCGUCGCAGAGCCACUGUGCAGAAGUGUAGGAAGCUCAGUGCUGUCAACAUUUUGACCCGCGAAGCGGAUACUAUGAAGAACGAGAUAGAAGCAGAUGCCGAUGCUGACCCUGCAACUCUGUUGGGUGCGCGAAUUUUCCUCAGAUUACAGAGGCGCAGGCGCGAAUUACAACGACUACAGUCUCACAUCCAGGCGACCGAAGUAUCGUUACGCGACGCACCGGUCUAUGGAAGCGAUCUACGCGAGCUCUUGACCGUGCGGACGACCAAACCGUACACAUUUGCCACUCGCCAGCAACCUAUCGUCAAGAGCAUUCAUGCUUGGCCAAACUUCGGAAGUCGACCGCUGAAAUUAGCACACCAAGCAGAUCUGCAGUCUGUGCACAGCACACAACUUGACACGGACAUAUACACCAUCUCCAAGUACGCUGCAAGAUUCCAAGACAGCAUCGUGAGAUUUGCGUUCGUCCCGCCUGCUGUCACUGCCCCAAUCUUGAACAUGAUGAUACCGCCCAAGAUGCAAGAAGCCAUCCGAUCGAGUCCCGAUUAUCCUGCAGACGCCGACUAUGCACAUGAAGCUCGGAUCCGCCUAUCCAUCGCAUUUCCAGAUGCUCGACUUCUUGUCUAUGAUUCCGGAAAAUUACAGCGUCUGACCACCUUGCUCCGGGACUUGCAAGCCCGCGGAUCCCGGAGUCUCAUUUUCACGCAGAUGGUUGGCACUCUCGAUAUUCUUGAGCGCUUUCUGAAUUUGCUGGGCAUGCCUUAUUUGCGCCUGGAUGGUAGCACUGGCAUUGAACGUCGUCAACUCUUCUGUGCGGAGUUUAAUCGUCCAGACAGUAAAUAUCAGUGCAUGAUCCUUUCGUCUCGUGCCGGAGGUGUCGGGCUCAACCUUACGGGUGCAUCAUCUGUCAUCUUCUACGACCUCGAUUGGAAUCCGCAGAUGGACCGACAAUGCAUGGACCGUGCCCAUCGUAUCGGACAGAUUCGCGACGUCGAAGUGUACAAGAUGGUCAGCGAGAAGACAGUGGAAGAGAACAUUCUACGACGAGCAAACCAAAAAAGUCUACUAGACCAGACAGUCAUUCAAGAGGGCCACUUCACUACUGAGCAGCAAAAUGACGAAGACGACAACGAUGGCGAUGGCGAUGGCGAUGGCGAAGGUGAAGAAGCCGUCAACGCGGCCAUUGAGCGACUCCUUGGUGGCAAUGAAAAGUCGGCGACGCAAGCCCUCGAGAGCGUGGAAGAUAAAGAGGAUGUACAAGCCGCGCAAGCCGCGCGCAAGGAGGACCAAAGCCAGAGCGAACUUGACGCUGGGGAAAUGCAAGAUGUUCCGGUCGAAUCGCUCGACAUCGACCACGUCAAGGAGGAACGCCGCGGACACGUCGAUGCGUACAUGAUCGGGUUGGUCGAGGAGGCGCUACGUGGUUGGCAAUAUGUGCCGCCGCCGGUGAGGAAGCUAGAUAAACAUGGACGGGAUCCGAGUCAUCGGCCGAAGAAGAAGUGA
Messenger RNA from Dissoconium aciculare CBS 342.82, 5241 nucleotides. RefSeq lists its product as uncharacterized. The record is from RefSeq and is a predicted model, not a curated record. The transcript has a single exon. Gene Ontology annotation, molecular function: histone binding; ATP-dependent chromatin remodeler activity; ATP binding. Gene Ontology annotation, cellular component: Swr1 complex. The coding region runs from base 1 to 5241 and encodes 1746 amino acids. Lineage: Eukaryota; Fungi; Ascomycota; Dothideomycetes; Mycosphaerellales; Dissoconiaceae.